Molecule: messenger RNA, 1164 nt
Organism: Nannizzia gypsea CBS 118893
Lineage: Eukaryota; Fungi; Ascomycota; Eurotiomycetes; Onygenales; Arthrodermataceae
Exons: 4
Coding region: 1-1164 (387 amino acids)
Biological process (GO): vacuolar transport
Source: RefSeq, a predicted model, not a curated record
AUGCAUAUCAAUCGGCUCCAGUCGCUCCUUCAAGUGCUGUUUCUAUCCUCCUUUGCCUGGGGUGCAGCGGAGGAGAAGCCAAAGGCGCCAGAGAAGCCAUGUACCAUCCACUCGCCAAAUACAGGCCUAUAUUUUGACCUUAAUGCGAUAUCAGUACAGCUGGAUAAGAAGGAUGGAAAGAAGUCUCAUGCGGACCGCCAAAGGGAUGAAAGCUGGCAUGUCAAGGGACAUGACUAUGGGGCUAAUUUUACGAUAAAUAUCUGCGCUCCUGUUGUAGAGAACUUGACAGAUGUCGUUGGAGUCGAUGAGAGGAGAUGGCAGAAUAUCAGCGCAUACUACGAGAUGGGCGGAGAAACAUAUUCUAUCGGGCAACAAUCAUCUUCGCUCCUAUUCCGUGGACGCAAACUCGUGCUGAACUAUACCGAUGGUUCGCCGUGUCCUUCUCCGUCAUCUGGACACAAACUGUUUAGGCGCAAAAUCAUAGACGGUGACGACGAUGAGGAUAAUGAACAUGAUGAUAAGGACAAAGACGGUGAUAAAAAGGGUGAUGAUGAUGAGAAGAAGGGAGAUGACAAAAAGAAAGACCCCGAAGACAAAGUUGAGAGAAGGAAAACGACUAUCAUGUCCUUCCUUUGUGACCGAGACCUCGUUACGCCGGCCGCGACCUUCUCAUUCGUCGGUAGCCCCGAUUCGUGCUCCUAUUUCUUCGAGGUCAGAACCGCUGCUGCCUGUGGAGGCGUUGCUGCAAGUACGGACGGCGGCGUUGGUCCCGCUGGCGUUUUCGGAAUCAUUGCCGGCAUAGCUAUAGCUGCCUACCUUAUUGGUGGAUGCGCCUAUCAACGAACUGUCAUGCACCAGCGAGGGUGGAGGCAGUGCCCGAACUACGGGAUGUGGAGUGGUGCUGCCAGUUUUGUCGGGGAUAUGUUUAUAAUUCUCUGGUCAUCGAUUGCGAACUGUUUCCGCUUCCGCAAGUCUCGAUCGGCUUAUUCGCAGCUUGGCCACGGGCCAUCUAAUGGCAGCGCAGGAGGCGGGAGAAAUGGCCUGGUGGGAGCUAUUGGUGGGAGAGGGAGAAAUGCUGCUGGCAGCAAUCGUAGACAGGACCAACGGGAUGUGGAUGAGGAGAACCGCCUGAUCGACCAACUUGAUGAAGAGUGGGAUGAUUAG